UGUUAUCGCGUUUUACAUUACAAAGACAGUUGUGUUUACUUAUUGCCAUGGACGCCUCGAACUACGACAAAUGGUGAACAUGUCAAGCAUACAAAAAUGCCAACACAGAGUAAGAAAUCAGUGUCGAUAACAACCUCCGAGAGACCUGCGAAACCGAAAAAGAAGAAGAAAAAAGAAUCUGGUAGAAACAGUAGGAAUUCCUUUAGUAAAACCCCCACAUCGGGAGUUGACAGCUCCAGUGAAGGAACCCAUCAAAAGUCAAGAACGAAGUCACGCUCAGAUACAAGUGACGUUACCGAAGGGAAAGUUGUGAGCAUUGUAAGUUCAAAGUCAUUUUCGUCGAGGACAGAAAACACGUCUUCCAGUAACUGGAGAACAAGCAGUUCUGAUGGAAGAAGCACGAGCAGUAGCGGCGAAAACUUCGGCUCAACACUUAAUGCAAAUUCUGGUUUAGACACGCGGUACAACGAAGUGAACGAUCUAACAACACGUACAGAGUUAACUCAAGUGAACGAGAGUUUAAGAUGGGAUUUAACAGAUUGCGAUGACCCAGAUGAAGAAGAGGAGAGAUUAAGGAUUUAUAAAUUACACAGAAGAAAAAGAUACAUGGAUUUCUUUCAUAAACGAACUGGCGGCGAAGCGCAAAGUAGCCAGUUUUAUGGGUAGCGAAUUCGAUCGACAAUGUACAAAGCUUGUGAUUGUAAUCGAAAAUUAUUUAAAGUACCGAAUACGUUCGAAUCUCUCUCAAAGAGAAUUCAAUAUUGCUUGAUCAAUAAGCCAAAACUUGUUAUCGAAUUUCAACAUUUUUAGGAAAAGAUGGCUUAAAUAUUUAUGAACAAAGUUCGAAAGAACAAUUAGCGAGAAUCAGCUAAGCUAUUUAAUCCCCAAUUUAUUCACACUCGAAUAUCAACUUUUAAACCACGUAAAUAGUACAUUUGUUACUAUUUUGUACAUGAUUUCAACAAAACAGACCAACUCUCGCCUGCAGAGAUCUUUUACUUUAAAUCGAAAGUUACCUUACAUUGGCUUACAGAGAAUUACUGUAGUAGGUUUCAAAGGAGGAUUAAUUAGUAUACCCCAGACCUAGGAGAUUAUUUGUUUUACUGGACUUUUUAUUCCCAAGGGCUAGUUCGUGCGUGUACCACAAUUUCAUGUCCAUAACAUUUGUAAAUAUUGAAAAUAUUCUAGUGUCUUAAGAAGUGUUGAGUGAAUUAAUAAGAGUUAGUGCAAAGCGAU
This is a messenger RNA of Pocillopora damicornis (cauliflower coral), 1236 nucleotides long. RefSeq lists its product as uncharacterized. Gene Ontology annotation, biological process: protein arginylation. NCBI's taxonomy places the organism in Eukaryota, Metazoa, Cnidaria, Anthozoa, Scleractinia, Pocilloporidae. The record is from RefSeq and is a predicted model, not a curated record.